AUGGAUCACAUUUCCAUAGCUUCUCUUCCCGGUUUGUACGAAAGAACCGUGACAAUGAAUUCUCUGGGAAAGACUCUCUUUAACCGGAUGGAAGUCGGUUGGGCAAUUGCACCACCUCAUUUAACUUGGGGAGUUCGACAAGCACACUCUGACCUCACAUUCGCCACUUCAACACCGAUGCAAUAUGCAGCCGUUGCAGCUCUCAAAGCACAAGAGUCUUACUUCAAGGAGCUGAAAAGAGAUUACAAUGCGAAAAAAAGAGAUUCUUGUAAAGGGUUUGACAGAAGUCGGGUUUAA
Molecule: messenger RNA, 297 nt
Organism: Arabis nemorensis
Lineage: Eukaryota; Viridiplantae; Streptophyta; Magnoliopsida; Brassicales; Brassicaceae
Source: the annotation of a GenBank genome assembly